UCAGGAAGAUUUGCAAAUUGUAAUUACGUUUUACAAUCACUUAUUUUACUUAUUCAUUAUAUAAAACCAAACAGUUUAGUUAUAAUUGUCGUUUAUGGCGUUUGUGGUGCAUUAGAACUUAUUUUUCCUUUUGUUUAUAAUUGAUAAUAAGUUAUAAGGACGAUAAAUAGAUAACCAGAUUUCAUUAUUUACGUCAAACAAAAUAUAAACAGAUCUGUGUCAUUUAAACAUUGAAAUGUCUGCAACAAGUGCUUUGGAAAAUAACGAAGACCUAGAAAAUGUUCCGUUGGUCAGGAUGGAGGACGUACAACCAGACAGAAGUUCAGAAAUGUAUAUAGUAAAUAAAAAUGAAUUGUUAGAAACUUGUGUUGUUGACGAUGCCCAUUACGAAGACGUCUGUGUUAAUGAUGAAGAAUUAGAAGAAGACUCGAACAUAGGGAGCAUGGUGUCUGUACAGUCUGAGGAAAUUGUCGGAAUUGACGACAACGAUAAUCCCGAACUCAUAGUGCCAGAAGUUCUAACGCCUGUGACGCGGGAAGUUCCGUUGACCAUAAUAGUAGAAAGGGCUGAAGUAAAACAGAAUCCAGACAGUUGGCCGACAUUAGAAAUACUGCCGGGAGGUGUUAUCAAACAUGCUGAGAAAUACGAAGGAGACUUAGCGAGUUUGUAUCAGAGCGGAGAUAUAGAGAACGAAGGCGAAGAUCUUAUGUAUGCAUGUGCAAAAUGUCCACAAAGAUUUAAAUUUUUAUUCUGUUUGGUCAAGCAUGUGAAAUGGCAUGAGGAUCAGAAGAAGAAGGAAAAGGCACCUGACAUACAUAAAAACAAAUCUUCUGAGAAAAAUUAUAUAUGUCUGCACACAAAUAAAAGAAAAGUCAUAUCAAAAUUAAAAACAAAGUGUAAGGUACCAAAGAGGUCAUAGCUAUAGUUACAAUAAUGAAAAAAAAACUUACAACUAUUUUAAUUUAGUUAAAUUUUGAUGAGCGUCCAAAUAAUAUUGAGAUGUAUAUUUAUAGGCCUUUAAUUAUAGUAAUUAAAUUUACAGAUUUACAAAAAGGCAUUAUUAUAAUUUUCAAAAGGUUUAUAAAAUCGGUUGUUUAGAAGUUAUAUGUUUGUUAUGACAAUAUUAAAGUUUUGAGAACCAGAUUUUACAACAAAUAUUUUAGUUAAAAAGUGAAAAUUUUAAAACAAUUAAUUGAUUUUUAUUUCUGUAGUUGUAGUUUAAGCAUUUAAUCACAGUAAUACAAUGAUUUGUCAUUUAAUAAGGAAAUAACUGCACAAGUAAUUAUUG
Vanessa atalanta (red admiral) is the source of this 1288-nucleotide messenger RNA. RefSeq lists its product as uncharacterized. Lineage: Eukaryota; Metazoa; Arthropoda; Insecta; Lepidoptera; Nymphalidae. The record is from RefSeq and is a predicted model, not a curated record. The transcript is spliced from 3 exons. The coding region runs from base 236 to 919 and encodes 227 amino acids.